GUGCUGAGUGACGCCAUCCAAAGCGACGGAUUCCGAAGCCAUGCUGCGAGUGGCUGGCUUUGCGGUAAAUACAAGAAGAAAGGCUGAUGCCGAGAGGCAGGAGUGCGAAGGAGUUAAGAAAGAAUCGCCGACACGGAAAGACAGAGACACCUGUCAAUAAAGAAAGAGGAAAAAGAGACAGAGGGGCAAAAUAUAAAGCUACCGUUUAAGUUCGAGAUGGAUGUGAAAGAGGAGAUAUGUGAAGCUUACAUAGACAUCCUGGAGGAAAGCACUGUAAAAGUUAAAGAGGAGGCUUGUGAAUGGACGUGUGUCCACCAGGAGAGUCUGGGCAUUAAAGAUGUGGAUUGUGAGCUGGGGUCAGUAGAUAUUAAAGAAGAGACUGAGGAGAAGUGUGUCAGCAAUGAGAAACACAAGCAUAAAAGUGUCGAAGAAGACCAUCUUCAUUAUGAAUACCAAGAUGAAAGGUUCAUCUCUUCUCAAACCAGACACAGCUCAUCUCCAGAGCCUUAUAUCAUUGUGAAGAUUGAAUCAUUAGAGUCUGACAUCAAGAGGCCUGAAGACAUUUCAGCUGUUAGAAGUGAGGGAGAUCUGCCACCACCUGCAAAGAAGUCUAAAAAAGAUGACAAAUCUCACUGCUGUUCUGACUGUGGCAAACAAUUCUGUUACAGGAGUGCUCUGCAGAGACACACUAGAACUCACACUGGAGAGAGGCCAUAUUGCUGUUCAGAAUGUGGUAAACGAUUCUCUCAUAGGAGUACUCUUCAGAGCCACACUAGUGUUCACACUAAAGAGAAGCCGUAUUGCUGUUUGGAAUGUGGCAAAAGAUUCUCUCACAGGAAUAGUCUUCAGAGCCACAAUCAUGUUCACACUAAAGAGAAGCCGUAUUUCUGUUUUGAAUGUGGAAAACAAUUCUCAGAAAGGAAUACUCUUCAGAGACACAUUAGAAUCCACACAGGAGAGAAAUCAUAUUGCUGUAAUGAAUGUGGUAAACGAUUUCAUUAUGGCAGUAAUCUUCGCAGGCAUAUUAAAUUUCACACCGGAGAGAAGCCAUACAGCUGUGAUGAAUGUGGCAAACGAUUCUGUAGCAGGCAAAAUCUUCAAAGCCACAAACGAAUUCACACCGGAGAGAAGCCAUAUUGCUGUAAUGAAUGUGGAAAACAGUUCCGUGAAAGAAGUACACUUCAGAGUCACAAAAGAAUUCACACCGGAGAAAAGCCAUAUUGCUGUUCUGAAUGUGGCAAACACUUCCGUGGCAGGGGUAGCCUUCAUACCCACAAAAGAAUUCACACAGGAGAGAAGCCAUAUUGCUGUUCUGAAUGUGGCAAGGCAUUCUCACGAAUGAAGUAUCUUCAGAGCCACGAAAGACUUCACCUAGGAGAAAAGCCUUAUUGCUGUUCUGAAUGUGGAAAACAAUUUGUGCAUAUGCACAGUCUUAAGAGACACUGUACAGUCCACACAGGAAGGAAGGAGGAAACCCCGAAGAGUAAGUUGGCAGGUGAAGAAGGAAGAAAUGGGAGAAAGGAGUGUAAGGAAGAAGCAGCUGCCAUUUACCUUAACACCAAGAUGGAUGUAAAAGAGGAGACUUCUAUGGCUGACACUAAUUCCAUGGAGGUGAUGACUGCAAAUAUUAAGAAGGAGGAAUGUGAAUGGGAGUCUGCCUAUUCUAACAAGGAAAGUGUCUGCAUUAAGGAUGGAAAUUAUGAACUGGUAACUACUGAGGGGAUUAAAGAAGAGGCAGAGGAGACAUCUGGCGGCAUUGAGAUGCACAAGCAUAAAAUUAUGGAGCAUGUCGACGUCAAGUUGGGGUCUGAAUCAUCACAGUCUGACACAAAGAGGACUGAGGACAUUUUGCCUGUUAGAAUUUGCGAUCAACCACCACCUACACUUAAGUCUGGAGAAAGAAACAAACCUCACUGCUGUUCAGAAUGUGGGAAUCGCUUCUCUUUUUGGUCUGAGCUUCUGAAACACACUAGAAUUCACACAAAAGAGAAGCUGUAUUGCUGUGAUGAAUGUGACAAACGAUUCUAUGACAGGAGCCAUCUUCAGGACCACAAAAGAAUUCACACUGGAGAGAAGCCAUUUUGCUGUUCUGAAUGUGGCAAAAAAUUCUUUCGCAGGAGUACUCUUCAAAGACACAUUGUAAUUCACACAGGAGAGAAGCCGUAUCGCUGUAAUGAAUGUGGCAUGCAAUUCUCCCAUCGCAACAACCUUCAGAGCCAUACAAGAAUUCACACAGGGGAUAAGACAUUUUGCUGUAAUGAAUGUGGCAUGCAGUUCUCGCAUCGCAGCAGCCUUCAGAGACACACAAGAAUUCACACAGGAGAGAAGCCAUUUUGCUGUUCUGAAUGUGGCAAACGAUUCUGUCGCAUGAGUAGUCUUCAAAGACACAAUGUAAUUCACACAGGAGAGAAGCCGUAUCGCUGUAAUGAAUGUGGAAUGCAAUUCUCCAAUCGCAGCAACCUUCUGAGACACACAAGAAUUCACACUGGGGAUAAGCCACAUUGCUGUAACGAAUGUGGCAAAGCAUUUGUACGAAUGCGUGAUCUUCAGCGACACGCAAAAUUUCACACAAGAGAGAAGCCAUAUUGCUGUAAUGAAUGUGGCAAAGCAUUUGUACGAAUGCGCGGUCUUCAGCGACACGCACAAAUUCACACAGGAGACAAGCCUUAUUGUUGUAAUGAAUAUGGCAGACAAUUUUCAGAAAACAGCCACACCAGUAUUCACACUGGAAUCUCCUAUCUUCAGAGUCACACAGAGGAAAAAGCAUAUUCCUGUAAUGAAUUUGAAAGACAGUUGAAACAUGUGAUCAACUUUCAAACUUGUGAACAAGUUCAUGCUGCAAAGAAGCCAUACUGCUGUUCUGAAUGUGAUAAACAGUUCAUUAACAAACAAAUUUUUGAAACCCACUCAAAAACUCAUGUAGAUGCAAAGACAUUUUCUUGUUCUGAAUGUGGAAAACAAUUCUCUGGUGAUAGCUGUUUUCAGAGACACAAAAGAAGUCACACAAGGAAGAGGCCAUAUGCUUGUUCUCAAUGUGGAAAACGAUUUGCUGACAAGUGCGAUCUUUUGAGACAUGGAAGAAUUCACACCGGAGAGAAGCCAUUUUGCUGUAAUGAAUGUGGUAAACAGUUUUCACAAAUGUACUCUCUUCAGAGACACACAAGAAUUCACACGGGAGAGAAGCCGUAUAGCUGUAGUGAAUGUGGCAGACAAUUCUCUGACAAGAGCCAUUUUCAGAGUCACUUGAGAAUUCACACUGGAGAGAAGCCGUAUUGCUGUUUGGAAUGUGGCAGACGUUUUACACGAUUGAGCUAUUGUCGGAGACACAGUAAAAUUCACGCAAAAGAGAAGAAGUAAGCAAACCUAGCCAUUGUUGAGAAUUAAAGUAUGGAAAGUAGUUUUGCCAUGAUGAAGUUUGGUGUACAUCUUAUAUAACAAAGCCCACCAUGUGAAGGUACUGAUCAAGACUUGAGUAGUUAGUUAGUGUGACAAGAAUUGACAAGAGACAUCAAAAAGGUUUGGGGCAGCCACCCGUAAAAUAUAGCCCUGCCUGCAAAUGGCUGUGUUUUUUGGUGAGUUGUGUUCAGGUUCAAGUCCAAAACAGAAAUGAUUCAAAUGUGUAAAGAUGGCAGCUUUAAAGGUCGAGACAGGAAGUGAUAUCAUUGUGACCGGAAGUGAUGUCAUCGUUGGCACUGGAAGUGACAUCGUUGUUGCCGGAACCGGAAGCAAUGUCAUCAUGGGUGCCGCAACACAAUGGGAUUUCCCGUGAAUGGUCUGCAGAGGAUUGCAAGAGAAAGUCAGUGCAUCUCGCCACCCCCCUGGUCUGGCAUGGAAUUAUCGCAAUUCUGCCUCCCAUUCGCACAUGUGUGACAGUAGGUAACUUUUGACACCCCCCUUUUUUUUUUUUGCUACAUACAGACCCAUCAAAGAUUUGGUACAUUUCUCCUGUUAAAAUAAACACUGUACAGGAUCAUGUCACAAUCCUAGCUAUUAGUUUAACCCAGUAAGUUCUGAACAGUUAACAAUUUAAAACCAAAAAUAAAUACUGAUGAUACCUAGGAAUAUUUAAAUUCUUGGGGUUGGUAUGCCAAGACAAACACUUGAGAGUCCCUUGUAUAGAUCUAAUCCAACUAAACCCCACCAUGUUAAGGUGCUGAUCAAAACCUGAAUAGUUAGAUAGAUACUUUAUUAAUCCCAAUGGGAAAUUCACAUUCUUCAGCAGCAGCAUACUGAUACAAUAAAUAAUAUUAAAUUAAAGAAUGAUAAUAAUGCAGGUGAAAAACAGACAAUAACUAUGUAUAAUGUUAAAUGUUAACGUUUACCCCCCCCGGAUGGAAUUAAAGAGUCGUAUAGUUUGGGGGAGGAACGAUCUCCUCAAUCUGUCAGUGGAGCAAGACAGUGACAGCAGUCUGUCGCUGAAGCUGCUCUUCUGUCUGGAGAUGAUACUAUUAAGUGGAUGCAGUGGAUUCUCCAUAAUUGAUAGGAGCCUGCUGAGCGCCCUUCGCUCUGCCACAGAUGUUAAACUGUCCAGGUGACAUUUGACCCUUUCCUCUCUGUUCCCAUUCCUCAGGACUUUAUUAGCCCCAAGAGAGGAAGUAACCACAUCAAGCCAUUGUUGGCAAUUACAGUGCAUCCGGAAAGUAUUCACAGCGCAUCACUUUUCCCUCAUUUUGUUAUGUUACAGCCUUAUUCCUAAAUGGAGUAAAUUCAUUUUUUUCCUCAGAAUUUUACACAACACCCCAUAAUGACAACGUGAAAAAAGUUUACUUGAGGUUUUUGCAAAUUUAUUAAAAAUAAAAAAAUGGAGAAAUCCCAUGUACAUAAGUAUUCACAGCUUUUGCUCAAUACUUUGUCGAUGCACCUUUGGCAGCAAUUACAGCCUCAAGUCUUUUUGAAUAUGAUGCCACAAGCUUGGCACACCUAUCCUUGGCCAGUUUCGCCCAUUCCUCUUUGCAGCACCUCUCAAGCUCCAUCAGGUUGGAUGGGAAGCGUCGGUGCACAGCCAUUUUAAGAUCUCUCCAGAGAUGUUCAAUCAGAUUCAAGUCUGGGCUCUGGCUGGGCCACUCAAGGACAUUCACAGAGUUGUCCUGAAGCCACUCCUUUGAUAUCUUGGCUGUGUGCUUAGGGUCAUUGUCCUGCUGAAAGAUGAACCGUCGCCCCAGUCUGAGGUCAAGAGCGCUCUUGAGCAGGUUUUCAUCCAGGAUGUCUCUGUACAUUGCUGCAGUCAUCUUUCCCUUUAUCCUGACUAGUCUCCCAGUCCCUGCUGCUGAAAAACAUCCCCACAGCAUGAUGCUGCCACCACCAUGCUUCACUGUAGGGAUGGUGCCAGGUUUCCUCCAAACGUGACGCCUGGCAUUCACACCAAAGAGUUCAAUCUUUGUCUCAUCAGACCAGAGAAUUUUCUUUCCCAUGGUCUGAGGGUCCUUCAGGUGCCUUUUGGCAAACUCCAGGCGGGCUGCCAUGUGCCUUUUACUAAGGAGUGGCUUCCGUCUGGCUACUCUACCAUACAGGCCUGAUUGGUGGAUUGCUGCAGAGAUGGUUGUCCUUCUGGAAGGUUCUCCUCUCUCCACAGAGGACCUCUGGAGCUCUGACAGAGUGACCAUCGGGUUCUUGGUCACCUCCCUGACUAAGGCCCCUCUCUCCCGAUCGCUCAGUUUAGAUGGCUGGCCAGCUCUAGGAAGAGUCCUGGUGAUUUCGAACUUCUUCCACUUAUGGAUGAUGGAGGCCACUGUGCUCAUUGGGACCUUCAAAGCAGCAGAAAUUUUUCUGUAACCUUCCCCAAAUUUGUGCCUCGAGACAAUCCUGUCUCGGAGGUCUACAGACAAUUCCUUUGACUUCAUGCUUGGUUUGUGCUCUGACAUGAACUCUCAACUGUGGGACCUUACAUAGACAGGUGUGUGCCUUUCCAAAUCAUGUCCAAUCAACUGAAUUUACCACAGGUGGACUCCAAUUAAGCUGCAGAAACAUCUCAAGGAUGAUCAGGGGAAACAGGCUGCACCUGAGCUCAAUUUUGAGCUUCAUGGCAAAGGCUGUGAAUAUUUAUGUACAUGUGCUUUCUCAAUUUUUUUAUUUUUAAUAAAUUUGCAAAAAUCUCAAACUUUUUUCACAUUGUCUUUAUGGGGCGUUGUGUGUAGAAUUCUGAGGAAAAAAAUUAAUUUAAUCCAUUUUGGAAUAAGGCUGUAACAUAAAAAAAGGUGGAAAGAGUGAUGCGCUGUGAAUACUUUCCAGAUGCACUGUAAACCAUGAGAAAAGCACACCUGAACUGUCAAAGUAAGGUUCACUCCUGCAAGCUCACCAAGAACAUUUGGAGAAGUACACCUGGAAAGAACCCCUGGUUCCAAAUGUGGCAGACGGUUCUCACAAACCCGGAUAUCUUGUGGGCCACAAAAGAAGUCACAUUGGGUGUUGCCUCCAGAAGCCCUUGUGGAGAACAUUAGAGGGGAAAGAAGGAGGAAGAAGACAAAAUUUACCUGCCUAACUUCUCAAGUCUUUGAGUACCUUAACAUGUUGGGUUUAAUUGGAUAAUUAGAUAAACUGUAUUAAUCUCAUGGGGAAAUCCAGAUCCAUACAGCAGCAGAACCGUAAAAAACAAGGCUACAGACUCGCAGGACAAUUAAUAGUCAAUCUAUCAACAUAAAUAAUUUAAAUGUAUAUUGUGCAAAUAUUUCAAAAUGAACUUAACAAAUAUGUCAGGUGAAAGAAUUGAAUUGCCUGAUAGCACAGGGCAGAAAAGACCCCCAGAGGCGCUGCUUAGCACAACGUGGUGAAAUAAGCCUGUGGCUAAAAGUGCUUCAGGAGAGUGCCUCCUGCAGGUGAUGGAGGGGAUUUUCAUGAUGGCAUCCUCAUCCUCUUUUCUACAACAGCUUCCCAUGUGUCCGGGGUUCACCCUGUGAUGUUGCAGGUUUUCCUGAUAAGUUUGCUCAGGCGUUGUGCUUCUUUUGAGCUCAGAUUGCUUCUCCAGGACACUGCAGCAUAGAACACCACACUAGCUACUAUGGAUUGGUAGAACAUUUCCAGCAGCUUGCUGCACACAUCAAAAGCCCCGAGUCUCCUUAGCAAGCCCAGUCUGCUCUGGUCCUUCUUGUCCAGCACCAAUUUGUUGUUCAUAUGGACCCCCAGGUACUUGUAGCUCUGCACUUUUUCGACAUCCUCCCCCUGAAUGCUGACUGGUCUCAGAGGCUUCUUGGCAUGUCGGACAUCCACCACCAACACUUCUGUCUUACUGAUGUUUAGUUGCAGGCUGUUUUCCCUGCACCACAAGACAAAGUCCUCUACCACCUUCUGUACUCUGACUCACCUCCAUUAUGAAUGCAGCCUAUGAUGGACGAGUCAUCUGACAUUUUCUGCAGAUGGCAAGCACUGGUAUUGUGCUGGAAGUCUGUUGUGUAGAGGAUAGACAGGAAGGGAGACUGGACAGUUCCUUGAGGUGCUCCACUCAUACACACCAUCAUUUCUGACACACAGGCCCUCAGCAUCACAAACUGCCGUCUGUUGGUCGGGUGGUCCAUGAUUCAAGAGACUGAGGGGACAUCAAAAUUCAAAAGCCUUGAGCUUUUUCCUCAGCUGAUGAGGCAGAAUGGUGUUAAAAGCACUGGAAAAGUCAAAGAACAUGAUCCUGACUGUGGUGCGAGCUUGGUUCUGGUGGGAGUAGGUCCGGUGGAGCAUGGAGCUCAGCAUCCUCCACACCUAUAUGUGUCUGAUAGGCAAACUGCAGAGGAUCAUGAUGUUCUGAAACCAGGGGUCUUAGCUGUGUCAGCUAGAGGGCUUAAAUAAUAGUAGUACCAUGCCAGACCAGGGGAUGGUGAGCUAGACACUAACUUUAUCUGUCCUCUGCAGACUAUCCUUGGGAAAUCCCAUUAGGUACAGGCGCCAUAGAUGACAUCACUUCCAGUCCCGGCACCAUAGAUGACAUCACUUCCGGUACCAGUGCCAAAGAUGAUAACACUUCCGGUACUGGUGUUCUGACUGAUGUCACUUCCGGUUUUGGUCCAGAUGACGUCACAUCUGGUCACGGCCUUUAAAGCUGUCAUUUUUCCAAGCUCAAAUCAGUUCUGUUUUGGAAUCCAACCUGUAAACAACUCUACAAAAAUAACCAUUUUGCAGCCAAGGUAUAAUAUACAGGUGGCUGCCCCAAACCUUUUUGAGGUCUGUGGACUGUUAUUGUGACAGUGGCGUAGUCAGAAACAGAAAUGAUGUCAUCUAUGGCGCCGGUACCUAAUGGGAUUUCCCAAGGAUAGUCUGCAGAGGACGGAGAGAGAGAGAGAGUGCAGGUUGCCAUCCCCUUGUCUGACAUGGUACUACUAUUAUUUAAGCUUGCUAGCUGCCUCCCAUGCACAUGUGCGUGUCAGCUGUUUUAGGACCACCUUCUCAAAGGUCUUCAGACCAGUUGCUUAUACUUCAUACAUCAUGAAGUCCUUGGGAACACCAGAAUGCCCUGUCUUUAGCAUUGGGGGCCACACAGGGUGCUUUUGACAGCUGGGGAACCUUCUGCAAAUUUAGGAAGAGGGAGAACAGAUGCUGAUGGACCCCACAGACCUGAUUUAUAUAAGAGCUGUAACCGGGGUUUUCAGCCUUUUGUCAUGGCAUACCAACCCCAAGAAUGUAGAUAUUUCUCAGUACCAGUAUAGAAUUUAGAUAUUCUGAGGUGCCAGUAGUUUAUAUUUGUUUAAAACUGUUAAGUCUUGAACUGUUAUUGGGUAAAACUAAUAGCGAAGUUUUUAACAGUGGGAUUGUGUGAUAUCAAGAGUAAGGUACCAAAUCUGCUUUAUUUUGAAAUGAUGGGUCUACAUGCAGCAAAACGCUCUUUACCUAACAUUGCUGUGCUUAACGUCUGGUAAAGCACUGGAACUGCCUGAUUCUUUGUUGAUUGCAAUUUUGAUAUGUAAUGUGUUUAAAAAUGUGUUGACUCUAAACGAGACCACUCCAUCUGGGUGUUUACUUUGCAGUGCACCGGGGUUCUGACUGGAACUGUUAGAUCAGAACCGAACAGCAAAUGAGUAGCCGUUGAGUGGUCGACGUCCUCCCAGCUUUUGACUGUAACACUGAUAACGGAAUCCACUCUCAUCCUUUUCAUUGUUCCUCAUCACUGCAGGUUGAUGUUACCUCUCCAUUUAUCUUCCUACAUCUGUCCGUAAUCAAAUUGUGUAAUUUUAUUCAUGGCUUCUUCUUCCUCUGCUUGUAGAACUUUGACUUUCAAACAUGUAUCUGUUGUUUGGUGUUUGAUAUUAGUUUGUAUCCCAUGUUAUUAAUGUCAUCUUUGCUUUUAUUUCUAUUGUAUUACUUUUUAAUAUUUGCGAAGGGCUGUCAGUGUGGGAACGGUGCUACAUAAAUAAAAUGUCACUGUCUUCUGGUUUUUCUUCUU
Molecule: messenger RNA, 9361 nt
Organism: Erpetoichthys calabaricus (reedfish)
Lineage: Eukaryota; Metazoa; Chordata; Cladistia; Polypteriformes; Polypteridae
Product: zinc finger protein 616-like
Exons: 5
Coding region: 217-3357 (1046 amino acids)
Biological process (GO): negative regulation of transcription by RNA polymerase II; regulation of cytokine production; regulation of immune system process
Source: RefSeq, a predicted model, not a curated record